UACGCUUUAGGAAGUGGUUGCACUUGGCCAAUUUCUAGAGUGACAGUAAGAGUGAGUCAAGUUUUUGGCGCCGAUGCCGGGGACGGCUAGGUUGUUGAAGAAAAGUGAUUUCUGUUAAUUUAGCACUUUCGUUUUUGCAUUAACUGUUUGUUCUUUCCCACUUGUGCCUUCACGGGUUUGCUUGCUUGAUUGUGUGCAGGUAGUGCAUGACCCGUAGCCAGUCGGGAGGUUUACUGGCGUUGAAUCCAGAGAUUGAACGCACCUGUCGCCAACUCAGGAGACAACAGCAAGCUAGACUGGCUACGGCGGAGCGCAUAGACGACCAUUUGAGUAGCGAGUCCGAAGAAGAGUACGAGAUGGAAGGAGAUCACAAUCCACUCCCGGGGAAUCAGCUCUUGGGGAAUCACCCACCACCACCGGGUCCCACUUUGGAGUACUACUAUACUCCACGGGUUGCUGACAUUCGCCUUGUCAUCCUCUAUCCGCGCAUUCCAGCGAACAAUUUCGAGAUCAAGCCAUGCUGGAUUCAACUCAUUACAUCCUCCGUCCAGUUUCAUGGCUUGAAGGAUGAGGAGGCAAGGGUGCACCUGUCCCGUUUCCUGCAGCUGACGAACGGGUUCAAGCUGAACGGUGUCCCUGAUGAUGCAAUCCGCCUUCACCUCUUUCCCCAUUCUCUGGUGGGGAAUGCUAAGAGGUGGUUGGAGACCCAGCCCCCAUUGUCCAUCACCUCUUGGGAUGAUCUAGCUGACAAAUUGGUGCACAGGUACUAUCCGGCAUCGAAGACUACAGAGAUCCAGCGGGAGAUCACCCACUUCCGACAAGAGCCAGAUGAGUCACUUCGUGAUGCAUGGGAGCGGUACAUGGGAUUUUUUUGGCAGUGUCCCCAUCAUGGCUUUAGUGAUGCAUUCACAGUGGGGAACUUCUACAGUGCUCUCUCUCCGGAAAGCCAGAGGGUGAUCGAGUCUCUAUGCCCAGGAGGGGACAUUCUUACCAAGACUCCACCCGAACUGAACCAGAUGAUCAGUACAUUGUCGAACAGUAAAAUCAAAUAUUUUCCUUAAUAGAAAGGAUUUAAUAGCUUCAAUCUCUUAUCUAAUUCAUCGUGCCUCCCAUAGUCCUUCUUCCAUCUCGAUCCAAACCGUGCCCCCAUGCCAUUGUGACCAGCGACACUCAUGGUCAUUCUUAAAUCAUGUGGCUUGUACCUUGUGAAAUCAUUGGAGCCAAAACAAAGUCAUGCCCCUAGUUAAUCCCAACUACUACUAAUCAUACCCCAUGCCACCAACCAUCACCCCCCAGUCUUGUCAUGAGGGGUAUGGUUCAUACCUUAGCAAGAUUAUAAGGUUUGGCAUGAUUAGGCCACCUUGAUGGCCGAGCAGUAUGAGUAGUGAUUGAGGCUUACUAGUCCUGGUAAGAUCCUCACAUCGAAACCUACCAACUCCUACUCAAACUUGCUAAUUCGACAUUUAUAUAUAACCAUGAUUGGCUUUUCUAUAUUUUUUUUAUACUUACUACAUAUAUUAAGUAGUUACAAGUAUCAUUGAUCUCCAUACCCUUUGGCAAUAACCAACGUGCCAAAGGUAUACACCCAUUGCCAAGUCCAUGGAUUAAACCAAACAAGCCAACCAUACAUCAUAUGGCCAUGGUUGUUUAGAGGAGAUAAUUCUUCACAAGUUGACUUUACAGCAUCCCCUUCAUCAUCUUUCUUAACCCUGUCACACUUGGAGUUGGGAUGUUCAUCUUUGAACAUGUUUCCCCUGACACGCUCACCAUUCUCGUCACCAUAACCAUCUCUUUCUUCUUGUGAUCUAUCCUCCAACCCCUUUUGGCCCUUAACAUCACUUUGAACUUGGACAUGAUUGCCCUUUUCAGUCACUGUUACUUUGAGACCCGUGGCCAUAGAGUUGGCCACUUUGAUACUAUCUUGAACAUCAUCAUUUUCUUGUGAUGGGUCGACCAACCCACCAGGUGCUACUGGAUAUUAUUUUCGACGCUCUAUGGCAUUUUUACGUAGUAAUCUCCUCCUUUGAGUUCUCGUCGUCCCCCCAAUAGCUACAGGUUGUUGACGAUGCAUGUCAUAAGUAUGCCACCCACCUUGUGGCACAUUGGGUAACUUGAAAGUCAUUCUCAUCAGAAGAGGGUCAUGUGCCAUCCAUUGGCCCCUUUGCCCCCAAGUUGGUGGAAUGAACCCCUCUACUUGUCUUUGAUAAGGUGGGUAUCUCGGCCUAUGGGGUGGAUCAAGUAUUUGUUGGACGGGUCAACUUGUUCUAACUUCAUCAAGUCUAAGACUCCUUUGGCAUUAGACACAUACCUUCUCCACCUCACUAGACAACUAAGAUGCGGCCGAGUUGGCCUGCUUGCCCCUUUAUGACUCCCCCUGCUCAACCACCACAUUGGGGUUCCCUUGUUGCGGUGUUGUAUCUAACACGAGAUUGAAACGGGGAAGCUCAAUCUUGGAGAAGUCUGGAUUAACCAAGUUAACACCAAAACGUUGGGAAACGAGUUGGUAUCCACCAACAUGGCAUCCUUCUUUGGCUCAGGGAACUUGAUGCGACCUCUCUCGAUGGCAUCCUGCAAUACAUUGCGAAAAAAUCA
Linum trigynum is the source of this 2592-nucleotide messenger RNA. The record is from the annotation of a GenBank genome assembly. Lineage: Eukaryota; Viridiplantae; Streptophyta; Magnoliopsida; Malpighiales; Linaceae.